Molecule: messenger RNA, 1698 nt
Organism: Dichotomopilus funicola
Lineage: Eukaryota; Fungi; Ascomycota; Sordariomycetes; Sordariales; Chaetomiaceae
Product: putative carbohydrate binding protein
Exons: 5
Biological process (GO): proton motive force-driven ATP synthesis
Source: RefSeq, a predicted model, not a curated record
GUCGUGAGCGAACCCGUACAGUUCUGCCCGUCCGGCGGAAAUGGCCUGUGUUAUAGCAUUGCUGUGCCUACUUCGUCGGCGAAUGCUGGUUCUGGGAACAUCUAUUUCCAGCUCAAAGCCCCUACGUCUUUUCAAUGGGUAGCACUUGGUACUGGGAGCAGCAUGGCAGGGUCCAACAUCUUCCUGAUGUAUCAGGACGGAAAGGGGAACCUGACCUUGUCGCCGCGCACCGGCGUAGCACACACCGAGCCGAAGUUCGACACCAGCGACACCGCGGCUCGCUUGACCCUCCUUGCGGGCAGCGGUGUCAGCAGCGAUGGAGAGACAAUGACCGCCAAUGUUGUCUGCUCAAACUGUCAGUCCUGGAGUGGCGGAGAGAUGUCCUUGGCGAGCACUAGUGCAGGGUGGAUUGGCGCGUGGAAGGCUGGGUCAUCGCUGGCCACGACAGAUCAGGCCGCAACCAUCACUUACCACGACGACCACACCCAGUUUAAGGUCGAUUUAACUAAGGCAAGCGUCAGCUCCGACAGUAACCCGUUCACCACGUCACGGAACAACGAAGGUGGCGGCGGUUCUGGAUCCGGGUCGGGGACUGGCAGUUCCGGCGGUCCAGGCGGUUCAGGUGGUUCGGGCGGCUCAAGCCCCGGCGGUGUUACCCCAACAGGCGGGUUCGCAAAGCCCACCAUGCUGGUGGCACAUGGUGCUAUCAUGGGGCUGGUCUUUGUGCUAUUGUAUCCCCUGGGCUCAAUAGUGAUGCCAUUGCUUGGCAGAUGGUGGCUGCACGCUGCCUUCCAAACCGUCGCAUUCUGUCUGAUGUGGGCGGGAUUUGCUCUGGGCUAUGUGACGGCCGACAAGUUCGGAUUUUUGUGGACCCAACCCCAUGCUAUUUUCGGAACCGUCGUCGUCGCGCUGCUAGGUCUCCAACCUUUCCUAGGUUUUGUACAUCACCAGCAGUUCAUCAAGACUCGCCGCCGAGGAGCGGUUAGUUAUAUCCACAUUUGGUGGGGCCGUCUUCUGAUGGCGCUCGGUGUGAUUAACGGCGGAUUGGGCCUCAAAUUAGCCAAAGAGGAGAACGGCCCCGUCAUCGCAUACGGCGUUGGCGCCGGUGUUGUGUACCUGGCGUACAUAGGCUACAAAACGGGCGUUUUCUUUCGUGACGGGACGUCGGCUCGACACAGCUCCAAGGAGUCGAACGGCGGGGCCCAGAUGGAACAUGGGGCACCACAUGAAGUGAAUCACGAGAAGGCGUCCCUGGUUCCAAGCUAUUAUCUGCUCUGUGGUUGGAGGCUAAUGGCAAGCUCGGGAGUAUUGUCGAAUCACGUGAUAUCACAACCGAGCGCUCGCAAGGCCGUGGCGGCUGUCUCCCGCCUCGCCAUGCGCAAUGCUGUCCCCGCGAGGACGUUCAUGGCCCCGACUGUCUCGAGGAGAGCCGAUUUCGUCCAGGAACUCUACCUCAAGGAGCUCAAGGCGUACAAGCCGGCUCCCAUCAAGGAGACCGACUCAGUCGGCCAAGUCGCCACCUUCAGCGUGCCCAAGACCCCCAAGUCGCCCGAGGAAGCCGACCUCGCGUCCAGCCUAAAGGAGUACGAGAGCAUGGCCGUCGAGGUCGAGGGACAGGAGGGUGCUGCCGCCGGUCAGGCCGCCCCAGUGGUUGAGGACUGGCUGGUUGAGGAGGAGGAGGAGGAGGCCCACCACUAA